Molecule: messenger RNA, 3797 nt
Organism: Chelonia mydas (Green sea turtle)
Lineage: Eukaryota; Metazoa; Chordata; Testudines; Cheloniidae
Product: zinc finger protein 501
Exons: 5
Coding region: 188-1534 (448 amino acids)
Biological process (GO): regulation of transcription by RNA polymerase II; central nervous system development
Cellular component (GO): nucleus
Molecular function (GO): RNA polymerase II cis-regulatory region sequence-specific DNA binding; DNA-binding transcription factor activity, RNA polymerase II-specific
Source: RefSeq, a predicted model, not a curated record
CUUGCCGAAGGGUCUGUGCCGGGGAGACCUUCAUCCCCCCCCGUGCCCGGCCCGGGCCCCGCUCCCGCCGGAGCCGCCCUGGGGCCGCCCCGGGCUCCGCCCGCCCCGCUGCGGAGCUGCAGCCUCCAGGCUACAGAAUAGCGUCCACGUUUUGCUCCAGAUCAUCCCAUCCUCCCAGGGGAAGGAAAUGGCUGCAAUGGAGCUGGCUCAGGGGCCGGUGACUUUCGAGGAGGUGGCUGUGUAUUUCACCAGAGAAGAGGGGGCUCUGCUGGACCCCACUCAGAGAGCUCUCUACAGGGAUGUCAUGCAGGAGAACUAUGAGACGGUGUUAUUGCUGGGGUUUCCAGUUUCCAAGCCUGAUGUGAUCUCGGAGCUGGAACGAGGGGAAGAGCCGUGGGUCCCAGACUUCCACGGCUCUGAGAAAAAAGUGCUCCCGAGAGCUGCCUGCACAGCUGUUGGAAUGGUGAGUGAGAAUAAGGAGAAUCCCCAGCAGGAAGAUGCUGAGCCACUAGAACCAUAUGGGACAUUAUCAGGAAGAUCCAAAGGGAAUGAUUCCGGGAGUUGUGCACUCCCAGAAAAAGCAAAAGCCUGUGAGAGUCAGCAAAGGCCAGAGGAAAACUUCAGUAGCCACUCAGACCUUAUUACACAUGGGAGAAUCAACUUGGAAGAGGCAUGCUACAUAUGUCAUGAAUGUGGGAAAACCUUCAAUGGAAGCUCAGAUUUUUUCACACAUCAGGGAAUCCACAGAGGAGAGAGACCUUACAUGUGCUCUGAGUGUGGGAAAUGCUUCAAUCGGAGCUCACACCUUAUCACACAUCAGACAAUCCACACAGGUGAGAAACCUUAUGGAUGCUCUGAUUGUGGGAAACGCUUCAAUCGGAGCUCAUACCUUAUCAUACAUCGGAGAAUCCAUACGGGUGAGAAACCUUAUGGAUGCUGUGAGUGUGGAAAACGCUUCAGUUGGAGCUAUGCCCUUAUCGCACAUCAGAGAAUCCACACAGGAGAGACGCCCUACACAUGCUCUGAGUGUGGGAAAAGCUUUAAUCGGCACUCACAGCUUAUCACACAUCAUAGAAUCCACACAGGAGAGAAACCCUACACAUGCUCUGAAUGUGGGAAAUGCUUCAGUCGGAGGUCUGCCCUUAUCACACAUCGGAGAAUCCACACAGGAGAGAUGCCCUACACAUGCUCUGAAUGUGGGAAAAGCUUCAAUCAGAGCUCAAACCUUAUCACACAUCGUAGAAUCCACACAGGAGAGAUGCCUUUCACGUGCUCUGAGUGCGGGAAAAGCUUCAAACAGAGCUCUACCCUGAGCAGACAUCAGAGAAUCCACACAGGAGAGAGACCCUACACAUGCUCUGAGUGCGGGAAAAGCUUCAUUGAGCGCUCAGACCUUGUCAGACAUCGUAGAAUCCACAGUGGAGAGAAACCCAACACAUGCUCUGCGUGUGGGAAAAGCUUCAAUCAGCGGUCAUUCCCUGUUAGACAUCAGGAAAUCCACAUGGGAGAGAACUGUAAGAAAUGCCUGGACUAGGGCUGGCCAAAGAUUUGUUUUUAAAAGUAUCACAUUUGCUAAUGUAUAGUGAUCUUUGCACCAUCUUCACCGUGGUCUCUCAGCUCCCCCAGAUGAGUUGCCUGCUUCUGCCUUUUGCAGCUCACCCUUCUUUGGGGUCAGUCCUGUGAUCUUUUCUAUCAACUCCUUUCCUUUUUAGUCAUAAGAGUGUGUCCCCCUCCAGCCAGGAAUGUUCAUCAGCUCCAGAGAGAUGGUUUGAUCCCAACAAGCUACACUGAGGCAAAAACUACCUGUGCCCUACAUCCACUAGGACUGUACAUGGCGUUGGCAGCAGCUCCUGUUAGUGAUCUUGGUGUAAAAAGACAAUUACAGUUGUAGAGCAGAUACAGCCCAGGUGCAGUGGUUGCAUUAGCUUUCCUCUUGGUCUGACCUAAACUCCAUCACUUUUCCUCGUCUAAACAAACCCUGAGCAUCCCGGUUAUACUGUUCCCCCAUUUCAAAGCAAUUGUUACUCAUCAAGUUUCCCCUUUGGGAACACAUUGUUUCAUUCCCAGUUGCUUUGAUGUUGCUUCAGGUUGUGCUGGAGAGCAGAUAUUUUUGCUACCAUUUUCCUCACUUAAAAUAUAUUGAACUAUAACAAAGAGCAGGAACAGGGCAGGGAUAGGGAAAACUGUCAUUUCACCCUCUGUAACAACAGAAGAAGAUAGGGUAAGUCAGAGGGAUUCCCCAUCACCAUCCCAAUCCCCUAUUGCUCAAUUGCUUAGGUCAAUAUUUUUUCUAAAGGGCUGGAAAGAGGAUUCCUUAGUAAAUGACAUGUAAAUAGGUAAAAUACUCAUACAUUUGGCUCCCACUGCAGUUCUGGCCCAGGCCCUGCAGGAGAUGGCUCUUGAAGAUAUCUCCUUCCUAAUCAGGUGCAUGUUGCCUAUUAUUUGGGAAAUACAAUCCCUUUUUAGAUAGAGAUGGGAAAAAUGGAAGUGACGUUUCUGUUCAGCUCACCCCUGGGAGAUGCUGAAAAUGUGUAGAAAAUGGAAUCCGUGUUGAAUGUGAUAGAGCUGCAGAAAGAUACCUAUUUUUAAUAGCUACCUGACGUUUAGUGUCUUACAGGGAUUCUAAAACGCACCUGAAUUUAGUCCCUAAUUUUAAAUCUGUGCCACCAGAUUAAAGAAAUAAAAGGGCAUAUUUGGGGGAUUUAUACCUCAUUAUCGCGACUGAUAUGUUGUGCGUUUGGUGAAGAAUUCUACCCCAGAGAAGUGUAAAAUUACUCCAAGUAAGGUCAAUGAUUUGAGAAGAACUCAGGUAGAAAUUGCAGGUACUAGUGGUUGAUUUUCACCCCAGAGAUGGACGCUAUGGUGACCUGUGGCCCAGGUAUACUGUUUUUAGAACGCUGCUCCCUAGUUAAGUGGCAUUGAUCACACUCCUAAAGGAUGCCAUGAUUAAAUUGGGAACAACUGUCUUUUACCAUUUGGAUCCAAAGUUAGAUGAAGCACAGAGAGAAACAGCUGAGUCCUUCAGAGUCAUUCCAUGCCUAUGGGUCCCAGUCUGGCUGCCUUGUUGGACAAGAAGCACUUCAUUGGCUACCAUCAUUUGUCCAGCAUGGAGGGAAUGUAUCAGAUUCCAAGUUCAGACUGCAGGAUACAUGGAUGCUGAGUCCUGACUCUGUGGUUUUGUCUCUUAGUUUUGGUCUUGAGUCUUAUGCAUUUGUAUCAUUUCUCUGCCUCCUGCUACUUUGAAAGAUUAGAAAGUGUGAAAAUAGAGCACAGGUGGUUUUUCUCAUCAUGCGACCUUCCCGCAUAGUGUGAGACCCCUUUCCACCCACACUUACGGGAGAAGACCCAGGGAGAAAUGAACUCACAGAAAUGGAAGGCUCCUAGGUUAUUGUAGAAUGUGACUUCACACAAAGCUCACUGGGUGGAAAUGGGAAUCAAGAGAAAACUGCCCUAUAGGUUUAUAUUUUGUAAUAUUUGAAUAAGUUGUUACCAGCGACAUGGAAAUUAAACGUGAAGUUAAUUAGUGUAACGAAAGAGGCUGAUUCUGUGAUAACUUUCAGUGUUACAAUAUAAUUCAGCUUUUCUUCUAGUUCUCUCCCUGCCCCCUCCUACUAUAUAGGAAGUGGUGGCUAAUCCUGAAAUUAAAACCUCACUCCAAAGGAAUUAGAGUUGGGGAAUAUGUGAGAGAAAUAGCAUGUAUGAGAAUAGAGACCCAGGAUAGAUUGUAAUUAUUUGUAUUUCAAAUGGAAUUUAUUUUGAUAAAUUUUAAAAUAAAUCUUCUCUUAAGAGGAAAAUUA